Messenger RNA from Labrus bergylta (ballan wrasse), 2844 nucleotides. Lineage: Eukaryota; Metazoa; Chordata; Actinopteri; Labriformes; Labridae. The record is from RefSeq and is a predicted model, not a curated record.
AGAGGACGUCCCCCCUUCACCCUGUUCCCUCAGAGGACGAUGGACGCAGUCGGUCUCUUCAGGAACUAACGGGAAUCGACAGGAGUCACAUUCCAGCACCGGUUGUUUCUCUUCUGUGUGGAAGGAGGAAGAGUGUCCCUACUUUGCACAAGCUGCGUGUAAUCUCUGGUGAGGAAGCGGGUCGUAUUCUGAUGAGGACGAUAAAAGAUCUCCCGUUUUCAGGGUCCGCAUGGUUUCUGCAUCAUCUCUCCGCCGCCUCAGGCUGCAAUUUCCAGGCUUCCUUAUUACAGAAAUCCAAGAACUGGAGCCCCGCCAUUGUUGUUUGGCUGAAGAAAGUGCUGACAGAGAGAUACGGCGCUGCUGAAACAGAGCUAAUUUCCUGCUGUUUUAAAGAGAGUGAAGUAAAACAAGCGCCGUCCAUCAGAGAAACGUCCAAGAAAAAACAUAAACUGAAAGGACAAAUAAGACAAAAAGAGAGCGUGAUGGGCUCAAAAGUACUCAUGGAGCGUGAUUCAGCGCCGCCUUCAAAAGCUUUUGUCAAUCAAUACGAGGCUUUCAAAGCGGCUUCUCUGCACCCUUCAGAUAAAUCUCAGUUACAGAGGCAGAGAAAAGCAGCGAGAGUUAUAAAGAAAAAUGACUAUUUGAACUUCUUGUUUCAAAACACUGUUCAGAGGGAGCAAUCUUUAAAAGCAUCGGGUGUGUAUGAUGAUGAUGAUGAUGAUGAUGGAUUUUAUGUUAAGAGAAAAGUCUUGUUGGUUCCCAGAGAGGAGCCAGAAUCCAUAAAUAAACUGCGGUAUAAAACAAGGGCCACUCUUGAUGAUAAUAAAGAGGAUUUCAGUGGGAGGAUAAUCACAAAACAAGCCGAGCCGCGGCGCCCGGAGGGAGAGAGUGCAACAGAGCGAUCACACACACAUAUUGAAAAAGCAAAGCGGGAAAGAUUAGCAUGCACGCUACAAGUAGGAUUUACAGAUAAAACUGAUAAUAAUGAUGACAAACAAAUGCUUAGCGAGGUGGGAGAUGAUAUUUUAAUCAUGUUUUUCCUCGCAGAUGCAGAGAGGGAGGAGCAAACGGAAGGAAAAGUUAUUCUAGAUGCAGACAUUAAAUGGAAAACAGUAAAUAUACCCAUAAAAGAGCCGGACGACCCCCCACCCUUAGAUGAAGUUACAGAGGAAAACUUUAUCAUCCAAACACAUAACUCCAAAUGUAAACACCUGAAAGAAAUCUCUUUUUUAUUAGGAAUUUAUGCAGCGAGCGGGGAUGUAAAAGCAGAAAAAGUUACUACAAAGUCUGCAGAAACUGAGAAGCGGGUCAAAGCGACGACAGAGAGAAUAGAGCAGAGUGAGACAAACAACACGACUCGUUGGAAUACGAGCAUAAAUCAUAGAAAACAAGACGCACCAUCAGAGGAAUCAGUCAUCCCCUCACCUCCCUCAAUCAAAAUGACGGAGCUGGAAGCUGCAAAAACAGAGACAACCGCGGUAAACAUGGAGAUAAAACAGACGACGCCGAGCGGAGACGCUUUCAAUCAAUGCAGCACGACCACGACGAGUCCGGACUCUGAGACUGACACUGAGACGAGAUUUAUGAGAUUCAGAACGACUCGGGAUGCACGAGAGACGACGACGGGAGGAAAGGCGUUCUCGGCCUCAGGAUGAGAGAGGACUUCUCGGUCAAACUUCAUAAGAGCAAAGAGAGAGGAGGAGGAGGAGCUAAGACGAAGAGGCCGCAAAGUCACAGGAAAGACUCAGAGGAGAAUGUGUUCACCUCUGCAGAGCCUCCGAAGACGUCCCGCAAACAAAGUGUGGAAAAGCCUCUGAAAACACACGACGGUGACACGGCGCCCUGCAGAGGAUUGAUCCAUCGCACUGAGGCCGGAUGGAGACACUGCGUGGAGAGACAUUCAGGCGCUGGAUCAAAGACGUCCUCCUCCGGGGAACCCUCGGGUGCAUUUAAAGAAACAAGAGAGCGGCUGAAAAAAGAACCUCCAUCCAUCAGAGACGCCAAAGACAGCGAGGAUGAUGAAUACGAUCACUUCUAUUAUUUUGACGGGGUGCUGAAAAGAGUCCGGAAUAAUUUUUACCCCUUUAAUACGAGACAAAGACUGAGAAGAAGAAGAAGGAGCGGCGGUAACACAAAGACUGAGAGAGAGAGAGAGCGAGAGAGAGAGAGAGAGAGAGAGAGAGAGACAAAGAAGAGAAAUCUCCUCGGUUAUAUGAGACGUCUCAGCUCAAGGAAAGGCGGUCAUUCCACAUGAUCACACACUGACGGUAUUAUGCAAAGACGGGCUUUUUGGCAAGGACAUUACGAUUGCAAAAUUAAUUAAAUAUGCAAAAAUAGAUAAAUCGCAAUGACUGCUGUGUGUUUCAAGAGUCUGAAUCCAAAGAAAUGAAGGAAAUAUGAAAGUUGUUUGCUAUUUGUUGUAAGAGUGCCGACUGUGCAGAAAGUCUCGGCCUCGGUCUUGACUCUCGGAGCACUCUGGUCUUGGGUUUGUCUUUGUCUCGGUUUGUGGUCUUGAUGAGGACACUAGUAUUUACAGCGUCCCCCCCAAAGUGAUCCCUCUCAAUGACUAGUCCCCUGGUGGCUGCUGCACCAGGAUCGCAGCCAUCCGCUUACGGGGCGUGCAACACAACCGCCAGGCUGUCCGGCGCUCCCCGUAAAAAUGUUUCUUCACCCACCCAGAAACCUUUUGUGUUCAUAAAGACUCCGACCACAACGAUCUGUACAAAACAUUUAUUGUAAAUGUACAUAAAAACAGCUUUGACAUAUUUUGCAUAAUUUAUAUCUUAAAUCCAUGACAAGCAAACAAUAACUAAGGGGGGGGGGGGGCUUUAAGGCAGCGCUGAA